This is a messenger RNA of Marchantia polymorpha subsp. ruderalis, 1307 nucleotides long. The record is from the annotation of a GenBank genome assembly. Lineage: Eukaryota; Viridiplantae; Streptophyta; Marchantiopsida; Marchantiales; Marchantiaceae.
GACUAUUCGAGUCACUGCAACCGAGAGCGUCAUAGAAUUCGUCCCGGGACUUCGAUCCGAAUUGGAGGAGUCAAUCCUCCAUAUCUUUUGUGAGAUGUGAUGUGAAUUGGUUUCUCUGUGAGAGGACAGACUGCGGACGACUGGCUUCAAGAGAUGACUCAUUAUGGAGGAGAAGGGCAAAUGUGGACGCAGUAUGACAACAACAACUUGGCUUAGCAGACCGUGCUACCUGCCAAGAAGAAACAUGGAGAAGUCUCGGUCGAGAAGGUUUCAACUAUUCUUCAGAGGAUUGCAUUUUGGCCCUCUCUCAAAAUCACGCCUGAUUUUUAGCGGCUUUCAUCACUCGAGUGAAUAUUCGGGAACGAGUAACUCCUCUUCUUCGACGAAUUCUGGUAGCUCCGAAGUAUCUUUUGAUGAUUCUAGAUUGUGCAAUUCCUCUCACGACUCCUCUUCUGCGUCCGACGUUUCACCAAUUACCAAUGGGAGUCUGAGCAGAAGCUCUAGUGUUCCAUCGUUUCCAUCAUCGCAUAGCAGGAGAUCAUCUUCCGGAGGACACAGAGUGAUGGAUGGCAGAAAACCAGUUUUGCUAGAAAGGGUUCCCUUCGGCAAAUCAGGAAAAUAUCUUACUGUCUACAUUGGAGCUCGCAGCGAUCAAUGCGUGAAGUAUGUAAUAAAGCGGAGUCUCCUGAAGCACCCUCUUUUUCAGCUUCUGCUGAAAUGCUCAGAGGACGAGUUUGGAGAGGACUACACGGUUAACAAAGGGGUCGCCUUGGUUUGCGACCCAGAAUUAUUUUUGGAGGUCGUGAAAGCUGUAGAUGAUAACUUGUGGUCUCUAGAAAAUAACAGAGGCGAAGUUGGAAACAGUAAAUGCACACUUCACUGACUGGUUUCGACGUAGAGGAGUGAUUACUCCUCAGACGCCUGGCAAAGCUUAUCAGUUAGUGUCUCAAUUUUGCUAGUGAUUUAGGUGUGAAUGUCAGAUCACAUUCUUCAGAGUGACGUGCUGAAUUUUCAAAAAUAGAAGCAGGGGAUCAAGUCACGGAACGCAUAUAGAAUUAGCAUCAUAAACUUUGCGUGGAUUCCAACUCGAGUUUCCAAAUAGCUCUGCCGUUUCUAACCCAGCUCGAGCUGUGGAUGAAUUCCAGCCGAAGACUUACUUCCGUUAUGACUCGAAAGCUAGUAGAUUAGGUCCGUCAACACUUCUGAAAGGGUUGAUCAUGUACAGAGCAGAGCAAGCAAUGUUCUGGUUGUUUGCCUUUUGUUCUGAAAUAUUUCUCAAUGCAGAUAGGAACUGUAUAUAGUACGAC